AUGCUCCUCACGGACCUGAUCAAGAACACCGAGCCCACACAUGUAGACUAUCAGCCCCUUCGGGAUGCCCUGACUCAAAUUGAGACCACCGCGCGCCUGGUCAAUGAAACCCUGCGCCAGCACCAGUCCCUGGUCCGAGCCAUGUCCCUGCGCAAAUCCCUCUCCGGGCUGCCCUCCUCCGAGCCGCUGAUCAUCCCCGGGCGCAGCCUGCUGCUGGAUGGCGUCCUGAUGAAGGUCUGCCGGAAGACCGACCAACGGCGUGCCUUCUUCCUCUUCUCCGAUAUCCUGAUCUACGCCGCCCCGGCUGAGACCUUCUCCAGCCAGACCGGGGUCUUCACCGGCCUCGGCGGCGGCCCCGGCAUCUACGCCUUCAGCCUGCCGGAGCCAGGGACCCCGGCGGCCACCGCGCUUCAGGUCACCCUUCCAGCCGAGGAGGCCGUCUUGCCGACAUCCUCCCAGGCGUCUUACGUCCUGCGCAAGUGCUUCAAUUUGGCCUCGGUCACCGCGUCCAACGUGGAGCACGCCAGUGGAUCGGCCUUCGGCCUCUCGUCACCGGACAAGUCCUUCACCGUGGUGGCUCCCUCGCCCGAGAUCCGUGACGUCUGGGUCAAAGCCAUCCAGCUUGCCUGCUCGCAGUUCCGCCAGAACAUUCAGACCCUUCGGCCCACCACCGCCCUGUCGUCUUCAUCCAACAAGAGCGAGAACGAGUCGCGGCUCCUCUUCGGAGACAGCUUUGUCGCGCCGAUUUGGGUGCCAGACAGCCAUGCGUCCUCCUGCAUGGUCCCCGGCUGCGACACCACCUUCACGAUCGUCCGGCGGCGUCAUCAUUGCCGCUACUGCGGGAAGGUCGUCUGUCAGAAGUGCGCGCCCAAGCGCCCAGAGCCUCGGAUUUCCGCGGGCCACAUCCGCGUUUGUACACCCUGCCUGCCGCACCUGCUGCCGGCAUCCGGGCCCAAGAAGUCGGCCGCUGCCACGACGCCCUCCGCGGCCGGUGCCCCGGCGGCCGGCGGCGGUGGCACCAUCGGCCGACAGGCCGGCCUGGCCGGGAUCCUGGCAACCGGCGGCGGCGUCCCCCUCCCAGGCACCAUCGGCGGUGCCACUCUCGCGUCCACCGCUCCGCUGGAGGAUGAUUCCGAUGCGUCGGACAACUCGGAUGAUGAGUCUGGCGACGAGAUGCCCUCCAUGCCGCUGAGUGGCGGCGCCUCGAGUGCCUCGAACGCCGGUCGUGUUCCCCCGCCGAUCCCCGUGCGCCACUCGGUGAUUGGUCUCCCUACGAGCGCGUCCCAGCCGAAUGCAAUGGCAGCCCCCCCUGGCGCUGGCGCUGGCGCUGGCGCUGGCGCCGGCCCUGCCCGGGCCCCUGGCGCGUCGCCCCCGCCGAUUCCCUACCGUCGGUCGAUGGCAUUCCCGCCGAUGGCCCCUGUGCCAUCGGUGUCUGCAUCGUCGGCUCCCUCCUCCUCGGGCGGUGCGACCGGGCCGCACGUCGUGCGCACGGCCGCCGCCCCGCCACCAAUCCCCACCCGCACCAGCUCCGGCGCGGCUCUCCCGGCCCCAAGCGCGGAAUUCGCCCCACCCCCUGGAUUUGCCCCGCCACCGCCCACCUCCUCAGCCUGAGCGUCUCUCUCCCCUCCUCUGGCCCCCCCCCCCUCUCUCUCUCUC
Molecule: messenger RNA, 1656 nt
Organism: Fonticula alba
Lineage: Eukaryota; Rotosphaerida; Fonticulaceae
Exons: 4
Coding region: 1-1611 (536 amino acids)
Molecular function (GO): guanyl-nucleotide exchange factor activity; metal ion binding
Source: RefSeq, a predicted model, not a curated record